AUGGCCGAGGCGCUGGUUGGGGGGCUGAUCGCUACCGGCUGGGCCACGGCGUCCACGCUCGGGGUCAUCGAGGUCUCUGAGGAACGCCGGGCCUAUCUGCAAGCAACCUUUCCUGGGAUGCUGAUAGCCGAGAGUUGUGCCGAGGCUUGUGCCAGCGAUGACUUCGACGUCAGCGAUGUGUUGGUUGCUGUGAAGCCCCAACACGUCGCAGAGAUUGCUGGUGAGCUCGGGGCCGGGGGCGCCGUGCGGGCGCUCAGUAUCGCUGCAGGAGUACGCCUCGAUGCGUUACUCCAAGGCUUCGGAGCAAAUGCCCGGGUCGUACGAGCUAUGCCGAACACGCCCGCUCUAGUGGGUAAGGGCGCAGCUGCAAUUGCGGGAUCAGCAACCGCAACGGCCGCCGACCUCGCAUGGGCUGAGGAAAUUCUUACCGCUGUUGGCACGGUUACCCGGGUCGACGAGCCAGCGCUCGAUGCAGUCACCGGGUUGUCGGGCUCGGGUCCGGCCUACAUCUUCUUGCUGGCCGAAGCAAUGAUCGCGGCGGGAAUCGAGCAGGGGCUGGCCCCCGAGGUCGCUGAUGCGCUGGCGCGCCAGACGGUGCUCGGUGCCGCCAGCCUGCUGGCUGAGUCUGCUGACGAUCCCGCGAAGCUGCGCUUCAAUGUGACGAGCCCGGGUGGUACGACUGCCGCCGCAAUCAGCGUGAUGCAGGCGCGCAAGUUGGAGCAAAUUGUGGCCGAAGCGAUAGCCGCGGCGACCAAUCGGAGCGUCGAGCUCGGCACCUAG
Messenger RNA from Nerophis lumbriciformis (worm pipefish), 780 nucleotides. NCBI's taxonomy places the organism in Eukaryota, Metazoa, Chordata, Actinopteri, Syngnathiformes, Syngnathidae. The record is from RefSeq and is a predicted model, not a curated record.